AUGAUAGGGAUACAGUUAUGUGGGAAAGCAAUUGAAGAGGCUAAAUAAGCAGCAGCUGCUGAGGCUUAGGCGGUAGCUGAAGCAGAAAAGGCAAAAAAGGGAGAUAAGGAAUAAAUAUAUUUAUAAUAAAUGGCAUUUGAUAAAGCACUUGUCACGAAAUUCACAACACUUGGAGUCGUAGGAAUCACAAUAGGACUAGCAGUCUGGGGAUUCUUCACUCCUCUUUGCCCUGACGAAACAUGUAUAGAUACAGUGAUCAAUAAUGUCUUUAUUUGCUUCAAUUUGAGUUUACUAUCAAUGGUUUUGUUGCCUUCUGAAUUCUAAGUAAAAUGGAUACAAGAUGGAUUUGGGUUGAUAGACAACUUAUUUGGUAGAGGUCUCUACAUUUUCUUCAUUGGAUCAUGGGUCUUUGGUUUACAUACCAGGUAUAUUGAAAGUGGAAUAAGAACAUAUUCCUUAGUUGUUGCAAUUCUAGAUUUAUGUGUUGGCGUACUUUACGUGAUAUUUUAUUUUGCAUUUGGAGAAUCAGCAUAACCAAAAUGAAUUAGUAUAUUUCAUUUUAUUAAACAUUAAUCAUUUCUUAUUCAAA
Molecule: messenger RNA, 589 nt
Organism: Paramecium tetraurelia
Lineage: Eukaryota; Ciliophora; Oligohymenophorea; Peniculida; Parameciidae
Exons: 5
Source: RefSeq, a predicted model, not a curated record